AUGCCACUACCCACAUUAUUUGAUGCUGAAAACAAAGAAUUAUACAUGCGGGUUUUAAAUUUAUUGUACCCUUUAACUAUCGAAAAUGUUCAAAGCGAGAAAUGUGGGGUACAACUUAAAAUGGUUUUUCCCACAACGUCGGAUUCGGGUAUCCAAAUUAAAUUUAAGACCGAUAUGAUGUAUUUACCACCGGGUGCUUAUACGUUAGAGAAACUUCUUGAUACUUUAAAUACGUUUGUUGCCGAAUAUGAUGUAAAAUUUACAGUUUUAAAUAACGCGCGAAUCGGUGUAACGUAUAAUAUCGAGCGUGAAUAUUGGCAUUCUGACGUUCACAUACAAAGAGUUACAACAAAACCACCCCAUCAAAUAUUUGAAGUUUUUUCCCAAAAUACCGCGGAGGGUGAUGAAUUUGAAAUGGUAUUUACCGAAUCUUUGGAAUAUAUGCUUGGUUUGCGGGAAAUAAGGGUUCACCCGGAUGUGAGCGAAACAAAAUUGAAGUGGGAAAGUGGAUCUUUUUAUUUUGCAAACUAUCUAAAACCGCCCCAUGAUUGGUACCGUUUCAUGAAUAAGACCAACGAGAGGGGCAGCAAUAAUUUUGCUUGUUCAUUCAUGGGUAAAGCCCUUCCAGAUAUUUCCAACGGUAUUGAUAAAAUGUUUGUAUAUUGCGAACAAUUGGAAAUGUCGGUUGUUGGCGAUACAUAUGCGCCUUUGUUAGCCAUUGUACCCUUAAAAGCUAGCGAUCGGGGUAGUGGUGCAUUGUGUGUAUAUACACCGCCGAGUACACGACGUAAAUUAAUUAAGAGUAAAAUUGAUCAAUUCAAAAUUACAAUCUACGAUACAACACAUACGCUAAUACCGUUCAGCAGCGGCACCGUGAAUAUCGAGUGUGUCGUGGAAUAA
Molecule: messenger RNA, 900 nt
Organism: Paramuricea clavata
Lineage: Eukaryota; Metazoa; Cnidaria; Anthozoa; Malacalcyonacea; Plexauridae
Source: the annotation of a GenBank genome assembly